AUGUGGCCUUCGUUGAUUUUUACAAUGAUGGGCUUCUUGGCAUUCGCGCUGGAUGUGAAAAUGUCAAUGCCUAGAGUGGCGACAACCAUGCUUGCAUUGGUUUCAUUGACGAACUUGCGAAAUUCUGUGGUUGCAACUCUGCCUACAUCUGGAAGCAUAAGCUGGAUGGAGGAGUACUUUUUGGUGAGCAAGACCUUCAUGUUCUUGAACCUAGCGGGCCAUGCUAUCUCAUUUUAUUUGGAUGCCAUUGGCAAGAAAGAUUUGCAGAAGCUGAUGAACAAAUUCAAUCUUUGGGGCAUGCUCCUAAUCAUGUGGCUGAUCGUCAUAUGCCGGCUUCACGUCCGGCAAUGCGAAUUGGUGGACUCCACAUUGACCGCUGUCUUAGUGGCACUGCUAAGCAUCGGGGUUUUCACAUUCUACGUUUCUGCGUUGUGGCUUUAUCGUCGAGCAGUGAGGGAGCAAUUCUGCAUGAGCUCAGUGGUUCCAGCUCCUGGCCCCCCACCUCGACUGGUUGUAGCUCGAGCCAAGGGCGCAGAGGAUGAAUAG
Messenger RNA from Durusdinium trenchii, 546 nucleotides. The record is from the annotation of a GenBank genome assembly. Lineage: Eukaryota; Dinophyceae; Suessiales; Symbiodiniaceae.